Molecule: messenger RNA, 1494 nt
Organism: Spodoptera littoralis (African cotton leafworm)
Lineage: Eukaryota; Metazoa; Arthropoda; Insecta; Lepidoptera; Noctuidae
Source: the annotation of a GenBank genome assembly
AUGGGCCGCAAAUCUCAAUCAAAACAAAAUCCUAAGAAGAAUGCAGGGAAGGAAAACAAUAAGUUCAUUCAACAAAAACGCAAAGAAUUAGCUGUUCUUGUGGAUAAAGUGUUGAGAUUGACGAGAGUAUUCCAAGCUUCGACUAAUGUUAUAAAAAGUUGGGAGCAUCAUUUAGAAAUUGAUGCUCUCAUUAAAGAAAUAUUGAAUCUAGAGGGCCCUCAGCCUAAAAGUGGCCAGGGCAGGCAUGCAAACAUUGAUAAGUUUAACAAGUGGCUAAGUGAGAAUGAGGUGCAACUUGACGGUAUUGAAUUAGCAGAGUUUGAAGGAUACGAGUUUGGUUUGAAAGCAACAAAGGAAUUCAAGGAAGGAUCACUUCUGCUGACCGUGCCGUCAAAGCUAAUGAUGACAGAGAAGAAUGCUAAAGAGUCGGAGCUAGGAAGCUUCAUAGAAAUUGAUCCCUUAUUGCAAAACAUGCCAAAUAUAACACUCGCCCUGUUCCUGCUACUAGAAAAGAAUGAUCCGAAAUCUUUUUGGAAGCCAUAUAUCGAUAUAUUGCCUGAUAAAUAUCCUACAAUUCUAUAUUUCACUUUGGAAGAGCUAGCGGAACUCAAGCCAUCACCAGUGUUUGAUUCAGCGUUGAAACUCUAUAGAAGCAUUGCUAGGCAGUAUGCAUACUUUUACAACAUUAUCCACUUAAUGGACUUACCAGUGCUAAAAAAACUCCAAGAAGUAUUUACUUUCGACAGCUACAGAUGGGCAGUCUCCACAGUGAUGACCAGACAGAACAACAUUCAGCUUGCUGAUGCUGACGUUACAGCCUUCAUACCGCUCUGGGAUAUGUGCAACCAUGAACAUGGAAAGAUUACAACGGACUAUAACAAGGAGUUGGGGCGCGGAGAAUGCUUCGCUCUACGAGAUUUUAAGGCUGGUGAACAAAUCUUCAUAUUCUAUGGAUCCAGACCGAAUGCUGACCUGUUCCUACACAAUGGAUUAGUAUACCCAGAAAACGAGCAUGAUAGUUUGUCUAUAUCGCUCGGCGUGAGUUCGAGCGACCCGCUUCGUGAGACGAAGCUCGCACUACUGACCAAAUUGGGUCUCGCGGGCGUCACACACUUCAACUUGUAUCGAGGACCUAACCCAAUCAGCGCAGAGCUGUUAGCUUUCAUACGGAUAUUUAACAUGAAUCAAGAGGAAUUAACGAAAUGGUCUGGUCAAGGAUUGCCAGGGGAUUUAGUGUCCUCUGACCCGUCCAGUGCUGAAGCAGUCGGUGCCGACAUCGACCGACGCGCUUACACGUACCUGCUGACACGAUGCAAGCUCAUCGUGGCCUCCUACAAGGAGACUGGAGGCGGCGAUGAUAUUUCGCUGCAUAGGAAAAAUGUGAAGCUGUUAAAGAAAUGCGAAGUACAAAUGUUAGAGGGUGCCAUGAAGUAUCUGGAAGAGACUAUAAGCAAAUUACCCACCGCUGCCGCUGAGGACAAAUCAAAUAAUUAA